Molecule: messenger RNA, 1358 nt
Organism: Daphnia pulex (common water flea)
Lineage: Eukaryota; Metazoa; Arthropoda; Branchiopoda; Diplostraca; Daphniidae
Product: trafficking protein particle complex subunit 8-like
Exons: 8
Coding region: 18-1316 (432 amino acids)
Biological process (GO): protein localization to phagophore assembly site; endoplasmic reticulum to Golgi vesicle-mediated transport
Cellular component (GO): cytoplasmic vesicle; phagophore assembly site; TRAPPIII protein complex
Source: RefSeq, a predicted model, not a curated record
GACCCAACAGGAACGUCAUGGCAAAGUAUAUGCUUCUGACAAAAGACUCUCGAUCCAAGUCGGGCCACGCAUAUAUGCCUAAAUUGCAAGUGCUGUUCAACUCCUUACCUGAAUUUCUAUUUAGCGGAGAAAUUCGGCCAGUGGUGGUUGAACUCUCCAACAUUUGCCCUAGUGUACCCGUUGCCAAUAUUAUUAUCGCUUCCAACGAUCCCUUACACCUCGCUUUCGACCUUCCCCGCAUUGAGUGCAAAAAUGUUCGAAAUGAUCAAAUUGCACUCUACCGUUGGCAUCCCACUCAAAAAUCAAUUAAAAUGUGGUUGAAAGGCACCGAAAACGUUGGGUUAACAUCAUUGGAUCUCAUGUUUUUCUCUACUAAUCCCGCCAUAAAAGCCAGAUAUCGUCUACUUCGCCACUGUUCGAAAAUCUUUGUCUCUUCAUCAUUGAGCCUCGGUGCCUGGGUUCAAAGAGUUCCGAGUGGGGAGGAUCGCACUGAAACAUUGGCCGUUCAACUCCAAGUUCGGAACCUCAGAGACGCGGAUGACACAUCUCUUAGUGGUAUUGAAGUUUCGCAGGUGGCUCUUCUUAGCAAUCGAUGGCAUUUGCGUUCUGAUCAGUCAACAAUUCCAGACGGAGUACUUCAUCCACAAGAAAGCCUCAUUGGGGUGCUAUUGGCCAUCCGAGGAACUGAAAAGAGAGAAUACAACGAGAGUGUUGUGCUAAAAUUACCAAGCCAUGGACGAGCUGUCGAUUUCCAACUCGACCCAUACCGAUCAUUCGUUAAAGAAUUUCAGAAAACUACACCCGACACAACUCUGGUUGUGUGCUGGACGGCUACGCAAGCUUCUGAAGAUGGAUUUGGUACUUUACUCAUAGAAGGGCAACAUUACUUUGGUUGGAAUUCCCAAGAUAUAGCAAGCUCAAGUUUGCCAGAAACCAGUUUGAAAUCACAUCAGCAGUUGGUUUCCUACUCCAUGGAGUAUUCAACAAAAGUGUUUCAUGAUUUUGACCAACAGAAGUUGUGUGUUAUACCAGUAACUCUGUAUCUUCACAAUUGCAGUCAGCAACAAGUCAAUGUUCAUUAUUCAGCCAACUUCAAUACAGGGAAACCCCCACGUGCUUCUCAGUUGUACAUGCCUGAAGCUGCUUCUCCCCUACUUUGGAUAGGUUGUGUUCAAGGAGAUGUUUGUUUGAAAGAUACACCUGCUUACAGUCUUGUUCAAGGGUUACAAAUCGAUGCAAGAAUGUUGGGUGAAAAUGUUAGAGUACCAAGUCCAAAAAUUGAGUAUACAUUGAUUGUUGAUCACAAGGAAGUUUAAUUGUAUUAUGUAGGUGAAAAAAUAAAGUUGUUCAGAUUUUAA